Molecule: messenger RNA, 3255 nt
Organism: Pygoscelis adeliae (Adelie penguin)
Lineage: Eukaryota; Metazoa; Chordata; Aves; Sphenisciformes; Spheniscidae
Gene: ANKS6
Product: ankyrin repeat and sterile alpha motif domain containing 6
Exons: 17
Coding region: 1-2586 (861 amino acids)
Biological process (GO): innate immune response
Cellular component (GO): cytoplasm
Molecular function (GO): protein binding
Source: RefSeq, a predicted model, not a curated record
AUGCAGUUGAAAAUGAGGCUAGCACGUUGCUGCUUUGGCGAGAACAUCCUAAUAAAUCAGUGCCUGGUUUAUGAGCGUGGUCACUGGUACAUGUGGAAUGGUUUAGUUUACAGUCCUCAGCUGUUGAUUGCUCCCCUCCGGUUUGGACAUCUAAGCGUGGCUCACAUCUUGCUGGAGAAUGGUGCUGAUCUCAACGCGCAGAAUAAGUUAGGAGCCAGUGUCCUCACAAUGGCCUCCAGAGGUGGCCAUGUCAGCAUGGUGAAAUUGUUGCUGGAAUCUGGAGCUUUUGUAGACAAUUACGACCAUUUUAGCACGAGUGUACUUAACAGCAGCAGAGACGACCUUCCCGAUAUCACUCCACUAAUGGCAGCUGCUCAGCAUGGACAUGAGGCAGUGGUACAUCUGUUAUUAGACUGGGGAGCUGAUUGUAAUUACACUGUGAAGACUAUGGGCUGGAGUCCUUUAAUGCUGGCAGCUGUUAGUGGAAAGGUGAGCUUGGCACAGCAGCUUAUGGAGAAAGGUGCCAAUCCUGAUCACCUGAACGUACUACAUAAAACGCCUUUUGAAAUCUCUGUUGGCUUCAAACACAAAGACAUGAAGGACUACCUGGAAUCUCUCACAACGAUCAGACCCCAGGCAGAUACAGAAAAGAGGCAACCUGAUGUCUUUCAUGCUUUGAAAUUGGGAAACUUUCAGCUGGUUAAAGAGAUCAUUGAUGAAGACCCAAGUCAGGUCAAUAUUACCAAUGUUGAUGGUGCGUCUCCAUUAAUGAUCGCGGCUGUAACUGGACAGCUGCUCCUUGUUCAGCUCCUUGUUGAGAAAAAUGCUGAUAUUGACAAACAGGAUAAUGUUCAUGGCUGGACAGCACUAAUGCAGGCCACAUACCACGGAAACAAAGAUGUUGUAAAGUAUUUGUUAAAUCAAGGCGCUGACGUCAAUCUUCGUGCAAAAAAUGGAUACACAGCUUUUGACCUGAUAAUGCUGCUGAAUGAUCCAGACACAGAGCUUGUACGGUUACUGGCAUCAGCAUGCAUGCAAGUAGACAAAGACAAGAAUAAACUGAACAACAGAUCAUCUUUGCCUUGUUCCAGAAGUAGGCAAUCCUUAAACGUCCCAAUGUUGCCAGAUGACAAAGGAGGUCUAAAGUCCUGGUGGAGCAGGAUGUCCAAUCGAUUCCGCAAGCUGAAGUUGACUCAGACAUUGCGCCAUGGAUUUCCCUCCAAUCAGUUUGUGCCUUUUCCUGAUGAGCCUGAACCAUCAUUAAAUUCCACCAUAAAAGCAAUUUCACAGAGCGAUACAGACACCUCUGGAAACCUUGAUGCUGCUACAUCUCGGAUCACAAAUAACAAAGCUGGUGGUGUAAACACUGCAAAAGGAGGAAAGGAUGAUGAAUUAUUGACAACCAUGUUGAGAAGUAGUGCUCCAUUUACCAGGCUGCCCAGCGAUAAACUGAAAGCAGUGAUACCGCCUUUCUUACCGCCCUCAAGUUUUGAGCUUUGGAAUUCUGACCGAACACGACUCAGCAAAGAUGGCAAAGCUGAACAGAUGAGAACUGCCUGGCCACAGAGAGCGAUCAAGCACGAUUUUAACAGCAGUGGGAACUCUGAUACAACAUCUGUUAGCAAAGGAACUAGACCAGUCAAAUUACCAACAUUUGCAAGAAGACCUGCAUCUCCUUCAAAUUCCAACAACUUCAACCAUUCUCCCCAUUCUUCUGCUGGAUCCAAUAACAUUGCAGGAAUUAACAGGCAUGGAGGAGAACUGCAUAACAGAUCAGGUGGCAGUGCAGAUAAUGUUUUGUCUCAGAUUGCAGCCCAGAGAAGAAAAGCAGCAGGCUUACCUGAACAGAAACCCAGCCAACAGCAUAGUCCAGUCCAGUCAACUCCUUCAUCCACUCUGUCUGAUUUACAGUGUGCUCAAAUUGUUGGCAACGGGCAUGUUGUAAAGCAAAAACUGGAGAUGAACAAAAGACCUCCAUCUGGGACUUCAUCUACGUCUAAAAGCACAUCACCAACUCUCACACCUUCCCCAUCACCCUCCCCGUCUCCUAAGGUUCACAACGCAGAGUCCUCUCUCUCUUCUUCUCACAGACAGGCCAAGAGCAAUGGUUCCAGCAGUGGUACUAUUACAGAAGAUGGCAACCACUUGGUGGACCAUCAACAGCUUGUCCCUAUUCUGAGAACCAGUGAUGUGGAGAAUCAUGAAAGACGAAACCAUGCGAGAAUAAAAGGAGGCUCUGAAAACUUGGAGAAAGAUGAGCUGACUGGCAUCCUUAAAAAAUUGUCACUUGAGAAAUAUCAGCCUAUUUUUGAGGAACAAGAGGUGGAUAUGGAAGCCUUCCUUACACUUACUGAUGGUGAUCUGAAAGAGCUGGGUAUUAAAACCGAUGGAUCAAGGCAGCAAAUUUUGGCAGCUAUUUCUGAACUGAAUGCAGGAAAGGGACGAGAGAGACAGAUUUUACAAGAAACUAUACACAACUUCCACUCUUCCUUUGAAAGUAGUGUUAGUAACACACGACCUCCAGGUCAUUCCCAGUCACCUGGCUGCUCUAUAAAACCACAAGAAGCUGUUUCUCCUAAAAGGUAGCUACUGGAAAAAAAGAUUUUUUUCUUAUGGUGAAGUUUUGCAUCUAGCUGAGUAAAUCCAAGUGUACAAAUGAAAAUUUGAAAAGUUAGUCCUGACUACACCUGUAUAGGACUUUCUGCAGUAAUGUACCUAAAAUUUGAAUCCAACGCAGAAUCAAAGAAAAUAAUAAAGAGAUUGCUUUUAUAGUUCAGCCUAAGUGUUGAAUUGUUCAAGACGUCAGUGGUCUGGAUUUGAGAAGAACGAAGUCAGAAGAGCAGGAAGAAUGAAUGACCAUAUAAGAAGAUCGAUGUUUUCAUUCUACUCUUGCCCAUAGAUGAAGAACCCAUAGGAGGCCUACAAGGACACAGUCAGGAACAACAAAAGCAUGGAAGAAGGCAUGAAAACCACCACGAAUUAUGAGAGCUUCUACAUGGAGAAAUAUAUAAACCGAAUAUGCCUCUAUUGACUGGAUACAGAUAAAGGAGUCCAAAUGGAAAAUGUAAUGGUUUCAUGAGAAGGAAUAUAAAGGAGAAGGAAUGCUGCGUUCUUCAUUAACCAACAUACACUUUAUCUAUUCAAUAUUAAGAGGUUAGAACAGCAGUGAAAGUAAAUAUGAAAUACCUAUUUGUAAAAAUAGCACUUUAUUUAAGGAAAUGCAUAAUCUGUCACCAAUAUUUAAACAGAAAUAGU